Molecule: messenger RNA, 10496 nt
Organism: Pseudophryne corroboree (corroboree frog)
Lineage: Eukaryota; Metazoa; Chordata; Amphibia; Anura; Myobatrachidae
Gene: ATM
Product: ATM serine/threonine kinase
Exons: 63
Coding region: 205-9378 (3057 amino acids)
Biological process (GO): DNA repair
Molecular function (GO): protein serine/threonine kinase activity; protein binding
Source: RefSeq, a predicted model, not a curated record
UAACAACAACAGCAGUGUGUUUAUGUUUCUGCUGUCCGGAACUGCAGUGUGUGGCUGUGUGUGUGGCGGAUGGAUUAGAGUGUGACACCGCUGGCAGCAUGGUGAAGACUUUGGAGGAGCUGGCAAUGGCUGGGUGACACACUGUGACAGGACAGGUGGUGUUGCGUCUCCAGGCUGCUCCAUCAAACCUCUGAUUACAUCACCAUGAGUCUCGCCCUACAUGAGCUCCUGCUCUGCUGCCGACAGCUGGAAACAGACAAGGCCACAGAAAGACGAAAAGAAAUUGAUAAGUUUAAGCGGUUACUUCGAGAUAAGGAGACAGUCCAGCAGCUAGAUCGUAAUUCAGACACUCGCCGUGGAAAGCAGCUGAACUGGGAUACUGUGUUCAGGUUCCUGCAGAAAUAUAUCUACAAAGAGAUUGAAAGUUUUAAAUCUGGUAAAACAAAUGUCUCUCAGUCCACACAAGCUGCUCGACAGAAGAAAAUGCAGGAGAUCAGCAGCCUGGUUAAAUAUUUCAUCCGCUGUGCAAAUAAACGAGCUCCAAGGUUAAAAUGCACAGAGCUUCUGCUUCACGUGACCGAAACUGUGAAAGACCCCUUAAUGUGUGCUGCCUACGGAGCUGACUACAGCAGCAUCCUACUGAAAGAUAUACUCUCUGUGCGCAAGUAUUGGUGUGAGAUUACUCCACAGCAAUGGGAAGAAUUAUUAACACUGUACUUCCACCUCUACUUGAAACCAAAGAGUGCAAUAAAUCGUUUGCUGGUGGCUCGCAUAAUCCACACUCUCACCAGGGGGUGCUGUCUCCAGGCAGAGGGCAUGCAGUCCAAGUUCUUCACCUUCUUCUCUAUGGUGAUGCAGAUGGUCAGAGGAGAGACGAAUCUUCCUGGCCUGGACCAUAUCCUCUCUGCCCUUAACGUCUUCCUUUCUGCUUCAUCUGUGAACUGCCGCAUGCGGGUGUGCAAGCUGGGGGAGAAUAUCUUCCUGACAGUACUGCGUAUAUGGACACGGCAGAAACCUAAGGACACCUUGAAAGAGGAGAUUGUGGAGUUCUUCCGAUUAAUGCUGCACGUUCAUCACCCUAAAGGGGCCAGAACUACAGACGAAGGGGCUUUUGCUUGUGACAGUGAUAUGUGGCAGAGGAAUUUGUACAGCCUGUAUGAUGUCAUGGUGUCUGAGAUCAGCCACAUUGGCAGCAGAGGAAAGUAUUCAUCAGGAUCUCGACAUGUUGCAGUCAAGGAGAAUUUGGUGGAGUUAAUGGCUGAUAUAUGCCAUCAGCUGUUCACUGAAGACACACGUGUGUUGGAGAUCACUCAGGCUUCUUUUGCUGUGACCCAAAGAGAGCCAUCAGGAAAUGGGGUCCCAAACAAGCGCCGGAGGAUAGAACUGGGCUGGGAAGUAGUCCGUGACAAACUUCAAAGGUCACACAAUGAUUUUGAUGUAAUCCCGUGGUUACAAAUCGCUGCUUGUUUGAUUUCACGGCACCCAACCAGCCUGCCAGAUGGUGAACUGACGCCAUUACUGACCGUUCUCCACCAGCUGCUGGCCCAGCAGAGGCGAGGGGAGAGGGCCACAUUUGUGCUCAGAUGUUUGAAGGAGGUUGCUGUUUGCCAGAGGGAAAAAACUUACAUGACUAUAACUCCCAAAUCAGAUCUGCAAAAGCUGUGGACAAAGAUCUGGGCUGUUACUUUACGCAGCAUUAGCUCUCCGCAAACAGAGGCUGAGAGCUUUGCCUUGUUAGGUGUCAUCUUACAAGGAGGUCUAGUGCCGGCUGACAGAGAUUUCUGGAAGGUCUUCUCAGGAUCUGCUGGCAAACCAUCCAGCUCCACAGUCCACUGCUUAAGUCUGGCUCUCACCUCCUGCACUGUGCCGGACCAUCUCACUUCAGGCCUGGAACAACCUGUGCAUGAGAGCAGUGGGGGCAAAAGGUGGCUGAAGGAAGAGAUCAUUAAGUGGCUACUCUUCGGCCAUCAGGACGACCAGAUGGAAGACACAAAUGAGCAUGCCCCACUCAUAAAUAGGUACUUUUCUCACCCUGCCUUCCAGAAAGCUGUAGUGAGCAUCACAAUGAAGGACUCUGGCGCUGCUAUGACUUAUUUUGGAAGUCUGGAGUGCUCACACCAUAGAAAAGCAAGUGAAGAGAACAGUUUCUCCGAUACUGAAGAGCUCUUCCUUCUCUCGUCAUUUAAUGAUAUUACUGUGCCGACCAGUGUGGCUGCCUCAGGACCUGGCAGGGAGUGCAGCUCCCCGUGUCUGACCGUGCAUCAGUGUAUCAGGGAGAAGCUGCAGUUGGACCUACUCACUGUUUUUGAACAGCUGCAUGACGGCUACUCCCCUGAGACCACACCUGCUGAUAGCCUGGUCCGAUGUGCAAGCCUGUUGACUGGAGUACUGGCCUGUUACUGCCAUGCUGAGGUCAUCAGUGUAGAGGAUGCUGUCAAAGAUGCUCUAUUCCAAAAAGCAAAGAUGCUGAUGCAGUGUGCCAGUGAGAGCACUUCAUUCUUAAAGGGAAAACUAAAUGAGGAUUCUAGAAUUGUCUCGUUGGAAACAUUAAUAUCCCAGUGUCUGAGCUGUGUGUGUAACUGUACAAAGACUGGUCCAGCUGGGUUCUUCACAGAUCUGUUCCUUCGCCUUAUUACACAGAGGAUGCUAACUGAUUUGUAUGACAUUUGUAGACACUUGAUAACAAGCAGUGGGCACACUGCAGAGGCCACAGAAGAAGACUUCAUGGACGUAGACACAAGAACGGCUGCAGAAGACCAAGUUGUGGACCUGUUUGAUGAUGACUCUGCUACUGAGGCUGCAGAAAGCACAGACUACGGGGAGCUGCAGUAUGGCACUGGUGCUGUGAGCCCUUUGUCAGAGGAGCAUCUGACCAAAUCAGAGAUGGUGCUGUUACAGACCCUGCAAUUCCUCUGCUUCUGUGCAUCAGCUGACGCCAACCAUACUGCCAAUUUCAGGCCUUCUGAUAUAAGGAGGAAACUACUGAAUCUCAUUGAUACGUCGCUGGACAUGAGCAAACCUCUACAUCUCCAUGUGUAUUUACAGGUGCUAAAUGACCUGCCUGUGAAGGACGUUGCUCUGCCAGUGGAUGACAUUAAUACUUUACUGAAACCUCUGGCGGAAGUGUGCUCCUCCUACCGGCGAGACCAGGAGGUGUGCGCUGUGAUUCUCACCAGCCUUCUUCCCAUCGUGCUGUGCCUGGGGCAGAAUCAGGAGGAUACUGAAGACACUAGCGAUGCUGAUGGGCAGCUCCUCAGUGUUAUUCAGGCUUUCUGGCUUUUAGCAAGGGAUGGAAAAUACACAGCAUUGGUGCGAGUCCCACUUGUGAAUUGCAUGGAGACACUGAUCGAGGUUGACCCGGAGUGUAAGUGGGCGAUCCUCACAGUUGGAGAGACAGACGUGUCUGUCAGAGAUGCAUUCCCACAGUUCCUGGCAGACACUGAUCAGCGGGUUCGCUUGCUUGCUGCUAAAGCUGCCCGCAGACUGUUUCAAAAUGAGAAACUACAGGCUCUUCCGCUGAAGCUUCAGCACAAGGCUUUUGAAAAUGUGUACAUGAAGGUGCAAGAGGGAAUGAGUUACCUGUCUUGCAGAGACCUGGAUUCAGAACAACUCCCCGAUGAGAGACUUAACAGGAACUCCACAUUGCUCAUGCUGGUGUCUGUGGUUCUGCUCUCCAGCCCAGUGUGCGAGAAGCAGGCAUUGUUUGCCAUCUGUCAGUCUGUUAAAGAAAAUGGCCUUGAUCCUCAGCACAUUAGAAAGGUUUUGCAGAAAGUGUCUACCACACUUGGAUAUAGAACUGUAAAAGACUUUAUGGCCUCACACUUGGAUUACCUGGUCUUUGAGUGGCUGAGAAUAAAGGUUACUGGUUACAACCUUUCAACUUUUCCCUACACCUUGUUAAAUUACACCACAAUCAAGGAUUUCUACAAAUCCUGCUACAAAGUUCUUGUCCCACACCUGGUCAUACGGAGUGAGUUUGAUGAAGUGAAGUCCGUGGCUCAGUGUAUAGAUGAAGACUGGACGCUGCUGUUGGCUGACUGUUUCCCGAGGAUUCUAGUGAAUAUCCUGCCCUACUUUGUCUCGGAAUGCUCUGGUGACACGGAGAUGGCAGCAAAGAGAGAAAUUGCUUAUAAGGUCUAUGAUUUGCUGCAAGACGAAAACUGCCUGGGGAAACAGCAAAUUGACAACUUGUUCCUGCGAAAUCUACCAGAUAUUGUUGUGGAAUUACUGAUGACGUUACAUGAGUCCCCCAGUGGUGUAACAGGGGAUGAGAUGCAGGCUUCUCAGUUCACGAGAGAAUUGGAUCCAGCUCCAAAUCCCCCGUAUUUUCCCUCAUAUGUAAUUAAAGCAACUUUGGAUUAUAUCAGCAGUUGUCACAAAAGCAAGAUGAAGAGUCUGGUGGCGAUUCUCUCCAAGACUCCGGAUUCUUUCCAGAAGAUCUUGCUUUCCAUAUGCAAACAGGCUGCAGAGAGUAGCAAUGUGUACAGGCGGCACCAGAUCCUCACCAUUUACCAUCUCUUUGUUAACCUGUUGCUGGUAGAAAUUAAAGAUGGUUUAGGAGGAGCAUGGGCCUUUGUCCUCAGAGAUGUCAUCUACACAUUGAUCCACCACAUUAAUAGCAGAGUUGCCUGCACUAAGGAUGAAGUCUCCACCCGCAGCCUCAUGCUGUGUCUUGACCUUUUGUACCAUGUUUGCCGGGCAGCGGUCACUUACUGCAAGGAUGCACUGGGGAGCCACCUACAUGUCAUUGUUGGCAGCCUCAUCCCUUUGGCAAACAGCCAGGCAGAAAUUCAGGAGCAGGUAUAUGACUUAUUGAAGUUUUUGGUGGUUGAAAACCAAGACAAUGAAAACCUCUACCACACUAUUAAACUUCUGGACCCCUUUCCUGACCAUCUGUUGUUCAAAAACCUGCGACAAGCACACCAGAAAAUAAAGUACAGCGGAGGGGCUUUCUCACUUAUGGAGGAAGUAAGCCAUUUUCUAUCUGUAAGUGUUUGUGAUUCACUCCCAUUAACCAGACUGGAGGGAUUAAAUGAUUUAAGAAAACAACUGGAGCAACACAAGGAUGAAAUGAAAGAUCUUGUGCGUGAAUUCCAAGGGAAUCCUCAGGAUAAUGUUAUUGCAAAACUGGUGAUAAGCCUCUUACAGUUGUCUAAGAAUGCAGUACACCUGGACAAUGGGAAAGAGGUUCUGGAAGCAGUAGGGAGCUGCCUGGGAGAACUGGGACCUGUUGACUUUUGCACUAUAGCCCUACAGCACAGGAAAGAUUUGCUCUGUGACAGAGCUGUGGAUGUUCUACAAGACAAGGAACUUCAUUGUCUGCUCCUUAUUCUGACAUUAAUAAAUAACGCCCUGACAGAUCACUGCAUCCAUGUUCGAUCAGCAGCUGCUACUUGUUUAAAAAACAUAUUAGCCACAAAAACUGGAUGUCAGUUUUGGGAGGUGUACAAAGACAGCGGAGACCCCAUGCUCGUGUACUUGCAGCCUUUUCGCACCCCAAAGAAAAAGUUCCUCCAGUUGGAGGAUAUCAAUGGAGCAGAUGGUGCGUCUGACAGUCUGGAUGACCACACUUUAUGGAUCCCCCAAAGUAGCUGCCACGAGGAAUGGAUAAAGAACCUGACGUGCGCUGUGCUAAAGAGCAGCGGAGUGAGGAGCGAGGUCCUUCUAUUACUGAAACCGCUGUGUGAGGUGAAAGCAGACUUCUGCCAGGCUGUUUUGCCUUAUUUUAUACACAAUAUUCUACAAGAAGAUCCCAAUGACACAUGGAGGACACUGUUAUCAAAGCACAUCCAGGGAUUCUUCACAUCCUGCUGCCACACUGUGCCAACGUCUAGCAGAUCGGCCACUCCAGCGAGUUCAGACUCAGAGUCUGAAGGUUUUCUGCGAGGAACAAUAAACAUUGCUUCCAGGAGGACAAUGCUCAGUGUCUUGGAGUACUUGAGGAGACAAAGACGAUCGUGCAAGGGAACAGCCUUCGAUGACAACUUCUGGCUUGAUCUAAAUUACCUUGAAGUUGCCAUGGCGUUGCAGUCCUGUGCGGCCAACUUUACCGCUCUGCUGUAUGCCGAAAUAUACGCCGACAAGAUCAAGUUAGAUGGAGAGCAGCGGGCAAGGAACAGCUCCAGUGCACGCAAGGCUCUCAAGUUUGAGGAGGAAAGUCAGACAAUGACCAUCACCAGCAUGAGUGAGAAAAGCAAAGAGGAAACUGGGAUAAGCUUGCAGGAUCUCCUGAUGGAAAUUUACAGGAGCAUUGGAGAGCCUGACAGUUUGUAUGGAUGCGGAGGGGGGAAGAUGCUUCAUCCUCUUGCUAGAAUCCGAACGUAUGAACAUGAAGACAUGUGGGGAAAGGCCUUGGUUACCUAUGACCUGGAGUCUAACCUUCCUCCAGCAACUCGCCAAGCAGGCAUCAUGCAGGCAUUACAGAACUUUGGCUUAUGCCACAUACUGUCCACGUACCUGCAAGGUCUGGAGCAGGAGAAUGCGGAGUGGUCCUCGGAGUUGCAGGAAAUCCGUUUCCAGGCUGCAUGGAGGAACAUGCAGUGGGACCAGAGCCCCUGCCAUAAAGAUGAUGCGACUGGGCCUGGCUAUCAUGAAUCUCUGUACCGUGCUAUACAGUCCUUGAGGGACAAAGAAUUCUCCUCUUUUCAUGACCACAUUAGAUUUGCCAGGGUUAAGGAAGUGGAAGAGCUGUGCAAAGGCAGCCUGGAGUCUGUGUAUUCUUUGUAUCCCACGCUGUGCCGUCUCCAAGCUAUUGGGGAACUAGCAAGUGCUGGGCAGAUGUUCCCCAGACCCAUCACUGAGCACCAGUUAAAUGAUCUGUACAUGAAGUGGCAGCAACAGUCCCAGCUCCUUAAGGACAGCGACUUUGGCUUCCAGGAACCCGUCCUUGCUCUUCGAUCAGUCAUCCUGGAGAAUAUGCUGGAGAAAAAUAGCUCCAGCCAGGAUUGCCUGAAACACAUCCUCACCAAGCACUUGGUGGACCUCUCUAGAGUGUCCAGGACAGCCAGCAACACCCAGCUACCAGAGAAAGCACUGUUCCAGAUUAAACAACACAAUUCAGCACAAAUCCUGGGGUCUGAAUGGCAGCUUGAAGAGGCCCAAGUGUUCUGGGCUAAAAAGGAGCAUAGCCUGGCUUUGGGGAUACUCAGACACAUGGUGGACAAAUUGGAAUCUAACAGUUUAGAGGUUGAGAGUAAUCCCAACCUUCAGCUAAUAUACGUUGAGUGCUUGAGGUUAUGUGGGAACUGGCUUGCGGAAACCUGCCUGGAGAGCCCUACUAUCAUUAUGAAGAACUAUCUGGAGAAGGCAGUGGAUGUAGCAGAGAGUUACAGGAAUGGCAGCUGUGACCGGCUGCAGGAUAGCAGGAUGAAGGCUUUCCUGUCACUGGCGCGUUUCUCCGAUGCCCAGUACCAGAGAAUUGAUAACUACAUGAAGUCCUCGGAGUUUGAAAACAAGCAGGCCUUGCUGGCAAAGGCUAAGCAGGAGGUGGAAUUAAUAAGGCAACACAAGGUUCAGACCAACAGGUAUACCAUAAAGGUGCAGCGGGAGCUGGAGCUGGACGAGUGUGAAAUCGCCGCUCUGAGGGAGGACAGGAAGCGCUUUCUGUGCACCGCCAUAGAGAACUACAUCAGCUGCCUGGUGUCCGGAGAGGAGCACGACAUGUGGAUCUUCCGGCUCUGCUCCCUCUGGCUGGAGAAUUCCGGGGUGGCUGAAGUGAAUAGUGCCAUGAAGAAGGAUUCACAGAAGAUUCCCUCUCACAAGUUCCUGCCGCUAAUGUACCAGCUGGCUGCUCGUAUGGGAACCAAGAAGAUGGGGAGAGAGGAUUUCCAUGAAGUGCUCAAUAAUCUGAUCAGCAGAACCUCUUUGGAUCACCCUUACCACACACUCUUCAUUAUUCUGGCUCUGGCAAACGCCAAUAAAGAUGACCUCCUGAUGAAGACAGAGAUGGUUAAAAGGGGCGGCCGCCUCACCAAGAAUGCCCCCAAGAAGAUAUCCCAAAUUGACGAGGACCGCAUGGAAGCUGCAUGCAGCAUAGUGAACACAAUAAGGAAACACAGAACUCACAUGGUGCGGGACGUCGAGAGGCUCUGUGAUGCCUACAUAAUAUUAGCCAACCUGGACGCCAACCAGUGGAAAGCUCAGCGCAAAGCCAUACCUAUCCCAUCCGAUCAGCCCAUCACUAAGCUGAGCAAUUUACAAGAUGUUGUUAUUCCGACCAUGGAACUAAAGGUUGAUCCCAGCGGGAAGUAUGAAAACUUGGUGACAAUUAAAUCUUUCAGUCCUGAGUUCCGCUUGGCUGGAGGCCUGAAUCUUCCAAAAAUAAUUGACUGUAUGGGUUCAGACGGGAAAGAGAGACGACAGCUUGUCAAGGGCCGUGAUGAUCUGAGGCAAGAUGCUGUGAUGCAGCAGGUCUUCCAGAUGUGUAACACAUUAUUACAGAGGAAUAGCGAGACUAGGAGGAGAAAGCUGACUAUUCGCAGAUACAAGGUGGUGCCCUUGUCUCAGAGGAGCGGUGUCCUGGAGUGGUGUUCUGGGACAGUUCCCAUUGGGGAAUACCUGAUCAAUUCAGACGAUGGUGCACACAGUCGUUACCGGCCUAGUGACUACAGUAGCUUACAGAGCCAGAGGAGAAUGAUGGAUGUUCAGAGAGGACGAUUCGAAGAUAAGUAUCAAACGUUCCUGGACAUCUACGACCAUUUCCGCCCGGUGUUCCGCUAUUUCUGUAUGGAGAAGUUCUUGGAUCCUGCAGUUUGGUUUGAGAAGCGCUUGGCGUACACGCGCAGUGUUGCUACAUCAUCCAUUGUCGGCUACAUUGUUGGUCUUGGAGACAGACAUGUGCAGAACAUCCUUAUAGAUGAGGAGACGGCAGAACUUGUACACAUAGACUUGGGUGUUGCCUUUGAGCAGGGCAAAAUCCUCCCCACUCCGGAGACCGUCCCUUUCCGCCUCACGCGAGACAUUGUGGAUGGCAUGGGCAUAACUGGGGUAGAGGGCGUUUUCAGAAGAUGUUGUGAGAAGACCAUGGCGGUAAUGAGAAGCUCUCAGGAUGCUCUGCUGACCAUUGUUGAAGUCCUGCUCUACGACCCAUUGUUUGACUGGACCAUGAAUCCUCUGAAAGCACUUUAUCUGCAGCAGGAUGAAGCGGAGCUCAAUGCAACACUGCCUGAGGACCCAGAAUGCAACAGGAACACAUGCAGUGACUCUCAGAGCUUCAACAAAGUGGCGGAACGCGUCCUCCUGCGGCUCCAGGAAAAGCUGAAAGGAGUGGAAGAGGGGACUGUACUGAAUGCGGAAGGACAGGUCAAUCUUCUCAUCCAGCAGGCCAUGGAUCCAAAGAAUCUCAGCAGGCUCUUCCCUGGCUGGAAAGCCUGGGUAUAAUGUUAGGGCCAGUCCUAUAUGUAUAUCUGUACAGUUGACACAAGACUAAGCCAUGAACAGAGGUAUUUGGCCAUUUAUAAUAUAUAUAUAUAUAUAUAUAUAUAUAUGUAUAUAUAUAUAUAUUCCACUCAGGAAAAUGCAUCCUACAUGAAAUACAGAUCAAACCAUGUCAUACUGUCAGUAAUAUUAAUUUAAAGGAGAGAGCUCUGAUCAUUUGUUUUAUGCCAUAUCAUAUACCAGAUUUCAAAUAAGUUUUUGUUUAUCUACAGCAGAUACAUCGCUGACUAGCACCCUUUCCCCUACUACCUCUGACACACUUAUGGCAGCAAACGGGGGCAGCCAGCGCCCUCUUACUGUGCUACACUCCAUUACAGCUUAUGUUUAGCUGCUGUCUUGUAAACGUCAUUACAAAUCACAUUAUCAGUUACGCGAUGUGAAUGCUUUGCCAUAAACACCCGUCCUUUUCCAGUACAAAUUAGGAUGGAAAGGGAUAUAUGAAACAUAGGGGGGUAUUCAAAUGUUUGAAUAGUCAGAUGGGUGUCUGUUUUUUCCUAUCUAAUAGACAGGAAAAAACAGACACCCAACCGACUUUUCAAACAUUUUAAUUCCCCCCAUAGAAUGCAUUAUACCCUUUGUCAGUGAAACAAUGGGUGACUUUCCCAGGGGAGAGGUGAAACCACAACUUCAUUAUCCCUAGUGGUUGACCAAUAACUCUGAUUUAGCAGUGGAGUCAAAUUGGAGAUAAAAACUUAUACCCCACCCCACCCCUCCCCCCAAUAGUUUUUUUUUACAUACUGAAAUAGACAAUGGAAUUAUAGCAUUGCCAACAAAAUCUGGUGGGUUAUGUUUUAUACCCGGUCACUGUUCUCAUAUUGCUGAUGAAGAAAAUACAUUACUGGUGUUUCAAUAUCUAACAAGUCACUUAAAUCUCCAUGUAUAUAAAUAAAUGUAUAUUAUUUUAGAAUUCAGGUCUAAUGUCAUUUCCUAAGGCUUGCUAAGAAAGUAGUACAAUCCAUUUGUGUUUGUUUUCAUGUUUAAUAAGUAACCAUUUGCUUAGAUGGAGUUCUAUAUUUCAGUACUGUAUUUUGCAGGUAAUAAAACAACCACUGUAAAUAUAA